Molecule: messenger RNA, 2692 nt
Organism: Gadus chalcogrammus (walleye pollock)
Lineage: Eukaryota; Metazoa; Chordata; Actinopteri; Gadiformes; Gadidae
Product: 60 kDa lysophospholipase-like
Exons: 17
Coding region: 199-2001 (600 amino acids)
Biological process (GO): amino acid metabolic process
Molecular function (GO): asparaginase activity; protein binding
Source: RefSeq, a predicted model, not a curated record
ACACAUCGCUAAGGAAUUUGGAGGCUGGCCUUACUGCUUGACUUGACACAAUCCAUAGAUCCUCCGAUAUUUGGUGAAUAACCCUUUAACACUCCACUGUUGUGGCCGGAUAUAAAGCUAGGGCCAGAGCCGAGAGGGGUUUAACUCACGGCGGUAUAUAAGACGUCUACGUCGAAUCCUCCCUUGGUCUCUGAAAAAAUGACUUCACUCGCUCAAGCUUUGUCUUAUCCCAAACCCAGCCACGCGGAGUCUCUGAACUGCCCCCCCAACGCGAUGCCAAAACGGAUCCUGCGUGAAAAUUGCGGAGAUCAUUGGGUACUGGUCAUCAACACCGGAGGAACCAUCGGAAUGAAGAGUCAUGACGGGGGCCUCAAACCGGAGCCCAAUGCGUUUGUGAAGGAGUUGCGAGAGAUGAAUAUCUUCCACGAUGCAGAAUAUGCCAAGGAAAAGGGAUACGACCGCCAUGAAAACACACUGGUCCUGCCGUCAUAUAGCAAGAACGAUCAACGGGUUGUGUACUACAUUCUAGAGUACAACCCCUUACUGGAUUCCUCCAACAUGACAAUCAAGGACUGGGAGAAAAUCGGGAAGGACAUCGAGAAAAACUACGAGCGCUACGAUGGCUUCGUGAUCCUCCACGGCACGGACACCAUGGCGUACACGUCCUCCGCCCUGUCCUUCAUGUGUGACCACCUGGGCAAGCCCGUCAUCCUCACUGGCUCCCAGGUGCCAAUUUAUGACCUGUGGAACGAUGGCAGGGACAACCUGCUGGGGGCGCUGCUGCUCGCUGGUCUGUUUGACAUUCCGGAGGUAUGCCUGUACUUCCGCAACAAACUGUACAGGGGAAACCGCGUCACCAAAGUGGACGCUGGGAGUUUCGAUGGCUUCGCCUCCCCUAACCUGCCCCCCCUGGCCAUGAUGGACGUGGAUGUAACGGUCUACUGGGACAGGCUGUGGAGAGACAAGACCUACACCAAGUUCUGCGUGAGCACAGAGCUGAACUGCAACGUGGGCCUGCUGAGGCUGUUCCCUGGCAUCACCACGGAAACCGUGAGGUCGUUCCUGCAGCGCCCCAUAGUGGGCGUGGUCCUGGAGACCUACGGCGCCGGGAACGCCCCCGACAACCGCCCCGACCUCCUGGCUGCGCUGAAGGAGGCCACCGACCGCGGCGUGAUCAUCAUCAACACCACCCAGUGUCUGAAGGGCACCGUGUCCAAGAUCUACGCCACGGGCGAGGUCCUGUAUGAAGCGGGGCUGCUGCCCGGUAGGGACAUGACCCCCGAGGCGGUCCUCACCAAGCUGUCUCACGUGUUGGCCAUUGAAGGGCUGGACCUGCAGACCAAAAAGAUGAUGAUGGUAGAGAACCUGCGAGGGGAGAUGAGUGCAGACCUGGGAGCCAAGCGCAACCUGAGUGACAGCCGCUUCAUCCAGGUCAUCACCAAGUCGCUCAGCAUCAGCUGCAAGAAGGAGCUGAAAGCAAUACGUGAUGCCCUGGGCCCCCCGCUGGCCUGCGCCGCCGCCAAGAUCGGAGACGUGGAGGCCCUGGAAUCCAUCCGGGAAAUGGGGAGUAUCCUGAGUCUGGGCGACUUCGACGGACGCACACCGCUGCACGUCGCUGCGAGUGAGGGCCACCUGAAGGUGGUCCAGUACCUCCUGGAGCACGGGUCCACCAUCCACGGCCGGGAUCGCCACGGCGACACACCCCUGUCCAACGCAGUGCUCUUCAGACGCAAAGACACCGUGAGGCUCCUGCGGAAGGCCGGAGCCCACCUGUCCCGAGAGCAGCUGGCCGUCUCGGGCACAGAGCUGUGCAGCCUUGCGGCUCACGGAGACCUGGACGGUCUGCAGAUCUGGCACGUAGCCGGGGCCGAUCUGAACGCCCCCGGGUACGACGGACAGACAGCCCUGUCGGUGGCCAAGGGGGCUGGCAAGUUGGAGGCCGUUGCGCUGCUUAAUCGCCUCCUGAGUGCCAAGGAUCAGGACAAACUGGGUGAUGAGUAGGAUGAUGAUAAUGUUGGUGACAGGGGUGAGAGUGGGAUCAAGCCCAGCGCCCCCCCGGUGGGAUGCUAGACCCGGGUGGGCUCCUACGCCAGCCAGGCUCGCUCACUGCCCUUCCCAGAGCGGCGCCAUCGCCUCUCCUUCCAAUGUUCCAGCAUGUCCUGCCGCUUCAACGCUUUCUCGAUCCCUUUGUCACGAGCGUCUCGGUACGCCACCAAACAUGUGUAUUUGCUGAUUCAAAAACGUGUGUGUGUGUGUGUGUGUGUGUGUGUGUGUGUAUGUGUGGGGGGGUCUUUUAUUAAACUACUACACUUGAGAUUCUUGAACCAUUGUUUCCGGCCUUCUGUUUGCUGUUGUCCCUGCUGCUGAACUAUUUGCGCACCGUGCUGGACGAGUUGUUAUAUUUGCAGUGCUUCAUUAUCACUUUUGACCAUUGCUUGUACCCAAAGCCAAUGUUAAAGUAGUUAAUGCUUGAAUGUAUUCUUCUAAAGCCAUCAAUUAAGGUUUGUGUGAGUUUUAUUAAUUGCUGUCCAACAAAACACAAAGUUUUUCAGGGUUUUGGUAAGGGUUUUGUGUCCCUGUCGUAUCAAUAUGCUUAAAUGCUGUUCCUAUUCGAUUCAAAAUUAAAUGUAUGAUAACAUUUAAUAAAUACGUCCCAUUCUUAAUAAAUCUCCUGUAAUCAAUGGUGAAAUGU